Molecule: messenger RNA, 1713 nt
Organism: Prorocentrum cordatum
Lineage: Eukaryota; Dinophyceae; Prorocentrales; Prorocentraceae
Source: the annotation of a GenBank genome assembly
AUGGCCAACGUCCCCGCCCUUGGGAUGAAGUCCCUGAAGGUGCACUUGGAGGUCGAGGGGGCGGACAGCGAGAAGAUCGUGCAGGUCUUCGACAGGGUCCGCGGCCACGACUCGGCCGUCCCGGUGUACCACACGGCGACGCACCCAGAAGAAGUCCAUGACGACCCCCCAGCGCUCUACACUGUAGGGGAUCUUCCCAUCAUGCCGUCUGAAGGGUGCAAGAAGGUAAAGCAUGUUUUUGCCGUUGUCUUGAACUACCAGGGGGACAUCGACUUGGCCGCGGCACGGGAGGCCAUGCUGGUCAACAACUACAAUGGCUUGCCAGAGCCUCUGCGCCCCAGAACAGGUUGGGCAGCGUUGUACACGAUGCAGGUGGUGCUAGCGCCCUCGGGCGAUGGCGAGGGCACAGACAUCAUCAAGUACUUUCGGCUCUCGAGUCCGCAGCCGUUGGUCGAUGUCGAGAGUCGCCUCCUGUGCGAUGGCGAGGCGAAGGGCGCAAAAGAGAAGAAUAAGUGCAUUCCUCAGGACGUGAUUGUUUCCCAUCACCAGUUUAUUAAGGGCAACGCCCCGCGCGGCAACUUCGAUUGCGAGCAGAUGAUGUGGAUCGACUUCCAGCUGAACGACCCGCAGAGCCCCGUCCACAACUGGAAGGAGGGGAAGAUCAAGGAGGUUCUCUCGCACAUCAAGGAUCAGAGCAUUCAAGCGAAGAAGAUCACGUAUCAUCCCAUCUUCAUCUUCGACUCGGGGGACGAGGGCGUCGAGCGCGCGAAGCGCCUCGUUCCUACUUUCAAGAGCCAUUCCUGCCUCAUGGUCGGCGAGCCUGGCGAGGGGAAGACGCCGUACCUGGAGACGAUGGCAUUCGCCAUGGCCGACUACCACGCGGACAAGCAGGGCGACCGCAGUUUGGCAUCGUACCGGGAGGCGCCAGACCUAGACUUCUUCAGGGCUGAGGAGGGCACGAAGAACUGCCCGUGCGUCUUCGACGAUGGUGACUUAUUCGAGCAGCGCCCGAAGACGCUGAAGGCUUUCUUCGCGGGAGCGAACAUGUACGACGAGACGGCUGUUCCCACCGUGGACGCAUGGCGCGGCGCGUGCGCAUUGUCUCCAGCUGAGGCCAAGAAGAAGCGGAACCAGUACUUGUUCGACAUGUUGAAGCGUACCUUUCCCAAGGACAUGUCCAAGGCGAACGUCGCGGCCCUCUUGAAGCGGUCCUCCGUGGUCGUGAACACCCCCGAUGACGUGUUCGAGCGCUUGGCGGGGCUGGACUCGGACGUGACGAGGGCUCCGAAGGUGGGCCACUACAUCACCGCGGCGGCGGGCAAUAUCUUGUGCGACUACAUCAAGAACGGCGCGAUGCGGGACGCCGAGGAGCACCGCGCGCUCAGGGACAAGCAGCUCCGCUUCAUGAAGGCGCUGCUGGACAAGGGGGCCGCGCCCGUGCCUCUCGCGGUGAAGAGGGAGCUCCUUGACGACGCCGAGGGCGGCAGUGGCGCGGCGGCCAGCGAGCCCCUCCCCAACUUGCCAAAGCGCGUCCUUUGGGCAAGGUCAUUCGGGGCCAUGCCGCAGGGCGAGAUCGACCUCUCGACCCCGCCCGACGCGCCCCCUGGCGCUGCCGCCGGGCCGAGCUCCCAAGACAUCGCCGCUGCGUUCGACGACGCGGACAGCGGCGAUCAGCUCGGCGUUGGCGGCGGCAUGGACGAUGCUUCGGAUUGA